UCCCAUCAAUAAACACCAAACAAAAUAUCUUGCAAAGAGACUGCAAACCAAUAACAUGGGGUUGUGUAAGACGUCAUUUGCCUUGGUUUGUCUCGUAGGUUUAGCCCUCCUCCAACCCACUCUUGCCCAAGACUCACCACAAGACUACCUCAACGCCCACAACGCCGCUAGAGCGGCAGUAGGUGUUCGAGCCUUAACUUGGGAUCCAAACCUAGCAGCUUAUGCACAAAGAUAUGCCAAUUCCCGUAAAGGUGAUUGCAAUCUUGUGCACUCUGGCGGGCCUUAUGGCGAAAACAUAGCAAUGAGCAGCGGUGACAUGUCUGGCACAGCUGCGGUGAACUUGUUUGUGGCAGAGAAGGCCAACUAUAACUACAACUCAAACACCUGUGCUCCUAACAAGGUGUGUGGCCAUUAUACUCAGGUUGUUUGGCGCAACUCAGCUCGUGUAGGAUGUGCCAAAGUUAGGUGCAACAAUGGAGGUACCUUCAUUGGGUGCAAUUAUGACCCCCCAGGCAACUAUGUAGGCCAGAAGCCUUACUGAAUUAGCGAUCAGCAAACCUCUUGUGUCUAAAUGAAAGCUUACAGUACUUUAAUAAGAGCUUUCAUUUUUAAUAUAUGAGAAUAAAAUUUGGUAUUUUCUU
This is a messenger RNA of Prunus dulcis (almond), 641 nucleotides long. Its product is annotated as pathogenesis-related protein 1-like. NCBI's taxonomy places the organism in Eukaryota, Viridiplantae, Streptophyta, Magnoliopsida, Rosales, Rosaceae. The record is from RefSeq and is a predicted model, not a curated record. The transcript has a single exon. Bases 56 to 541 code for a protein of 161 amino acids. Gene Ontology annotation, cellular component: extracellular region.